Menidia menidia (Atlantic silverside) is the source of this 2456-nucleotide messenger RNA. The record is from the annotation of a GenBank genome assembly. Lineage: Eukaryota; Metazoa; Chordata; Actinopteri; Atheriniformes; Atherinopsidae.
GGAGGUGGGAGUGACGUUUGCAAAGAGAAACGGGAGCUCAGAGUUCACACAGUGCCUGAUCCCUGUGCCACAGCCUCAGUCUGCUACCGCUCCACCGCGAUAACGGGGAAUGUCUCGGCCUUCUAACCGGUAGAAAACGCCCUUUUUUUUUAAACGGAUGCUCCGGAUUUUGGCCCUAUUCCAGAAGGAGACAUGAACCUGACCAGGGUCCAGAUCUUGCUGGCAUGGAUUCUUUGUGUGUUUUCUGGGUCAGCCUUCUGCUCGCAGGAUGAGACAGAUCUGGUGAAAAAACUGUUCACCGGUUACAACAAAGUGGUGCGCCCGGUUAACCACUUCAGCGAGGCGGUGGAGGUCACGGUGGGACUGCAGCUCAUACAGCUAAUCAGCGUGGACGAAGUCAACCAGAUCGUGACCAGCAACGUCCGCCUCAAACAGCAAUGGAUAGACGUGAACCUGAAGUGGAACCCGGACGAUUACGGGGGCAUCAAGAAGAUCCGAGUUCCAUCGACUGACAUAUGGAAACCGGACUUAGUCUUAUACAACAACGCCGACGGCGACUUCGCCAUCAUCCACGAGACCAAAGUCCUGCUGGAGUACACGGGCAUGAUCGUGUGGAACCCUCCGGCCAUCUUCAAGAGCUACUGCGAGAUCAUCGUCCUGCACUUCCCCUUCGACCUGCAGAACUGCAGCAUGAAGCUGGGGACCUGGACCUACGACGGGCUGCUGGUGGCCAUCAACCCGGACAGCGACCGGCCGGACCUCAGCAACUUCAUGGAGUCCGGCGAGUGGGUGCUGAAGGACUACAGGAGCUGGAAGCACUGGGUUUACUACACCUGCUGUCCAGACACCCCCUACCUGGACAUCACCUACCACUUCCUGAUGCUGCGCCUGCCGCUCUACUUCAUCGUCAACGUCAUCAUCCCCUGCAUGCUGUUCUCCUUCCUGACCGGACUCGUCUUUUACCUCCCCACCGAUUCUGGUGAAAAGAUGACCCUCUCCAUCUCCGUCCUGCUGUCUCUGACCGUCUUCCUGCUGGUCAUCGUGGAGCUGAUCCCCUCCACGUCCAGCGCCGUGCCCCUGAUUGGCAAAUACAUGCUCUUCACCAUGGUCUUCGUCAUCGCCUCCAUCAUCAUCACCGUCAUCGUCAUCAACACGCACCACCGCUCCCCCAGCACGCACACCAUGCCCGCCUGGAUACGGAAGGUGUUCAUCGAAACCAUUCCCAACAUGAUGUUUUUCUCCACAAUGAAGCGUCCCGGUCAGGAAAUCCGCCAGAAGAGGCUCUUCCCCACCGACAUGGACAUCUCCGACAUCUCGGGUAACCCCACCCCCAACAGCGUCACCUACCAGUCGCCCAUCAUCAAAAACCCAGAUGUUCGCAGUGCGAUCGAGGGGGUGAAGUACAUCGCUGAAACCAUGAAGUCGGACGAAGAAUCCAACAAUGCGGCAGAGGAGUGGAAGUUCGUUGCCAUGGUGCUGGACCACAUCCUGCUGUGCGUGUUCAUGGCCGUGUGCAUCAUCGGGACGCUCGCCGUCUUCGCCGGGAGGCUGAUCGAGCUCCACAUGCUGUGAGGGGCCCCGAUCAGUGGUCAGAGGCGUGGGCUGGUUGCCCGAGGCUCCGUGGGGCCCCUUGGGGCCCGCGUUCGCCUGGCCCUGCCUCCGCCGGCACAUCUAACCGUGUGAGUUUGCGCAUUUACUAAAAACCGAGGAGACUUUGUAACAGGAAAUGCCGACCGACGAGCCUCCCGAUCUAAGCGGGGUCAUACUUGAAACUUUUCUCGUCACAAGCCUUUUUUUUUUCCUAUUGUUUUUUAUUUUUACUGUUUCAGACUGCUGCCAUCACACUGGCUGUGUUUUACUCUCGUUUAAAAGCCAGUGGCAGAAUGUCACCUUUUUCUUUUCCGGCAGCUUGAGGAAGGGUUUGUUCUGUUGUUUGGAGGUGCAGGCGGGAUAUUUUCCUACAUGGAGGUUUUAUUGAUUGCUCCCGCCUGGCACUGAAGUUGAAGUUAGUUGAGGCUUCAGGAACAGAAACAUUGAAAGGUUUGUUAUAUUGAAAUGGAAAUAUCCCCAAAGAGUACAAAUGUUUGUUUGUCUUUAUUAUCUGUGAUGUCUUUAUCAAGGAUUCUAAGAGGUUUCUGGGAUGUUCAAUAACAAGUUGAAUUAAAGUAUAGGUUAUAUAGUGGCAGGGCAAAUAAAACACGCUAUAGGACGUUUAUUAGCCGACACGUCUGUGAAUAAAUCCAUUCAGAAGCAUCAAAGUCGCUCUGUUGCUGCUUGUGUUUCAACAGGCUGAAGGCAACUUGAUUUAUUUUGCGGCUUUAAAUGACUUCACGUUUUCUUUAGUCGUCACACCGAAUUCUGCCGUCGCACUGCAUCAUCCAGUGUUUUUUGUUUUUUUAUUUGAAGUUGUAUAAAUGUGGAGAACAUGGGAAAAUAAAAACGGAGUCACCAUACCA